Talaromyces amestolkiae is the source of this 864-nucleotide messenger RNA. RefSeq lists its product as uncharacterized. The coding region runs from base 1 to 864 and encodes 287 amino acids. The record is from RefSeq and is a predicted model, not a curated record. Lineage: Eukaryota; Fungi; Ascomycota; Eurotiomycetes; Eurotiales; Trichocomaceae. The transcript is spliced from 3 exons.
AUGCGAUCUAGUCUUGGACCAGAAGAGGUAAUAGAUAUCACUAGAAAUGUGACAGAAGCCGACUUUGAGAAUUUGAAUAGUCUGGUAAAGAAAACGCUAGAAUCCGCCGACCCUCACUUGAAUGCCAUGACGGGGGCCUCGUUUAUCCUUACUGUGACCAAGAAGAGACUAGAAGAGGAGCUAGUAAUGCCCGGUGAUGAGUACAAGGAUAAAAGUUUCCAGCAAAUGCUUGACGAAUUGGAUUGGAAUACGCUGCGCUUCCCAGAGAUGUGGGAGGAUUAUAGUAAUGGCGACGAGUCCACGCUUCCACGCACCAUUCUUCGCGCACCGGCAAGGGCAGACGAAAAUGCUAGAGUGGAAUCGAAGUUAGGCUGUACACUGCCGGAUGAUCUUAAGAAGUUCUACGCUCUUACCAACGGGACGCAACCCGUAAUCUCUGGUCCCCAUUUCUACAGGCUCAACAACCCUAUUUUGAGUGUCUUCGAGCUACAUUGGGAAAAUUUCUCCUGGAUGGGUGGCUAUGAAUUUGAUCUAUUUCCAGAAACGAGUCUACCUGUGCAUAUCGUGCGGCUAACUAUCGAGGGCCGGGGGGGGUCGCGAUGUACGAGCAUAACGGGCAGGGGACAAUAUGCCCUAGAAGAGGCCUAUCAGAAGGCGGGAGAGUUGGAAAAGAAAGUUAUUAAUAAACAGAUGAAGCGAUACCAUGGAAGCUGGGACAAGUUGAGGGAUCUACGAUCUUGUUGGUACCAACAGGCGUGGGGCGACGCUCCCAUGGGCCUGUUUCAUAGUUUUCGGGAUUUUCUCAGUCUUGUGGUGUUUGAAAGUCGGUAUGAAGAGGAUAAAAGUCCGCUGAACCUGCCAUGA